Molecule: messenger RNA, 1904 nt
Organism: Exophiala xenobiotica
Lineage: Eukaryota; Fungi; Ascomycota; Eurotiomycetes; Chaetothyriales; Herpotrichiellaceae
Exons: 5
Coding region: 169-1821 (550 amino acids)
Biological process (GO): transmembrane transport
Molecular function (GO): transmembrane transporter activity
Source: RefSeq, a predicted model, not a curated record
CGACAUCAUGUCUCUCCGAUUUGGCCCAUCACUGGGUUGCCGCGUGGGGUCGGGGAUCAUAUUUAGAUAUAUCACUUCUCAUGUCAUUGACAAUCUUUCACUCCUCCCAAACACCGACAAAGAGCGUAACAACAAGACUUACACAAGAAACACUCAUCACAGCACAGCAUGGCCGAUACAGAGCGAACCGCUAACGACAGUGGUCAACACACUGCAAGAGAUCAGGAUGUCGCUCCUGCUUGGAAACCAUCGGGACAUGAGUGGGCCAUAAUGUUGACGCUCGCCAUCAUUUCAUUGAUGGUCAGUCUUGAUGCGACUGUCAUCAUCACCUCUUUGUCCACAAUCAUCCAGGCUCUUAAGACAGACACCACGCAAGGGCUGUGGAUUGGCACGUCCUACCUCCUCACAUGCGCGGUGACAAUGCCAUUUACGGCUGCACUGAGCGACAUCGUUGGCCGGUCUCGCUGUCUCUUUGCUUCGUUGAUAUUCUUCACCGUCGGUACCAUCCUAUGCGCGGCGGCCCAUAACAUCAGUGUCAUGCUUGCCGGUCGCUCCAUUCAAGGCAUUGGCGGUGGUGGGGUCAUCGUCCUCUCGCUUGUGAUAUUCACCGACAUCGUCCCCUUGAGAUCCCGUCCGCAAUACGUGGGAAUCUUACAGGGAGCAUGGGCAGUCGGAACGUGCGUUGGACCUCUCAUCGGCGGUGCUUUUGCAACCCCAACACUCUGGCGUGGAGUUUUCUACCUGAUGUUUCCCUUCUGUGGUAUCGGCUUGGUCUUCGUGCCUCUGUUCAUUCGCCUCACGCCUCGCCGAGCGACAUGGAGACAGAUGCUCACCCGAGUCGACUGGGCCGGUGGCUUGCUCUUUAUACCAUCUGCUGCAGCUUUUCUCCUGGCAAUAUCUUGGGGAGGAACCGAACAGUCUUGGGCUAGUGCCCAGACCAUCAUCCCUCUGAUUGCCGGAUUCCUGGGACUCAUUUGCACCGGGCUAUAUGAACAGUAUCGCGCGACGGAGCCUUUCCUACCACACUCCCUGUUUCGCAAUCCAACAGCAUUUGCUAUCUACGCUGGUGCUUUUGUCCAAGGACUUCUCCUUUACGGUCAACUCUACUACAUCCCGUUCUUCCUCGAAACCGUCAAGCUCAAGUCGCCCAUCCAAACCGGUGUCGGUCUGCUGGCCGUCAUGCUCGCUCUCAUCCCCACAGCGGUGGUUGUUGGCCGCCUCAUCACCCGGACAGGUAGCUACCGCUGGGCAAUCUGGAUCGGCUGGGUUCUUACGACGCUGGCCACCGGCCUGACCACCCUAUGGUCCGCUCAUAGCUGGACGACCACCUGGGUACUCAGCCUAGUCACUCUUGGCAUCGGACAUGGUCUCCUCCUCAACGCUCUGAACUGCGCAUCUCAAGCGGUCUGCAAGCCUGGUGACGAAGGCGCUGCAGCUGCAAUGUACGCUUUCCUUCGCAGUUUCGGCAUGGCUCUCGGCGUCGGCAUAGGCGGUUCCGUGUUCCAAAAUGUCAUGAAGAUCAGGCUGCGAGCUCUCCACCUGCCGACAUCGAUCCUUGGUACGCCUCAACGCGUUGCUGUCUAUGCUUACGGAUUUCACGGCGUCUUCGGCUUCUUCUGCGGACUGGCCGCUCUCGCAAUGGCGGUUUCGUGCUUCAUCAAACACUUUGAGAUCAACAAGGAACUGGUUACUGAACAUACCUUGGAUACCAACAGUAGAAUCGCUCUGACACUCGGCAGACUCAAUCACAGUCGGACUCCAAGUCAAUUCGGUAGUCUGGCCGAAAGUGUUCCUGAAGAUCGUCGAGUUGGGUUUGCAUAGGAUGGCAGGAACGGCGGACGCUAAGUGCAAGAGCUUGGAGGGGAAGCAACGUAUCGAUGCACGAUACCGCACAUCAGUAGCAC